AUGGAUUCGGACUCUGACUCAUACGAGAAACCUGGCGGAAAACUCGUUGAGCCCGCCGUCCUCUUCUUAUCAGGUCAAUCUGUCCUCACUGAGGCUGCAACUCCAACCCCGCUUUACCAACUGAACAGUGACAUCACGUCAAUCUCAAAUAAGGACUCGUCCGUGACACUCGAAAGAGUCGAGCACGAUGUAUCUGAGAUCGAUGGCGUCACUGCUGGCACGCGGCAAAAGCGGCAUCUUUUCUACCUCGCACACCCUGUGAAUGCGCAAUACCGGUCCGACAUACCUGCUAAGUAUUACAUCACUUCUGCAGCACCCGAGAUGGUGGGCAAUAUUCGCCUCGAGACAUCCGAAGCACGGUUGCAAAGGACAUCCUUCAAAGCGAUGUUAAGCCCCCACAAAACCGCUUCGGAUAAGCCAUUGUUCGACGAGGGCACCCAACAAGUCCUAUUGUUUGAUAUCUACUCAGAUUGGAAGGUCGGUCGCAAUUGCUAUAAGUGGAGCGACUCCAAUGGCAGACAGGUCGCUAUUGAAGAAAAAGAGAAUGACAGAUAUAAAUUAUCCAUUACGAGGAGUAUGCCGCAGGAGUUGAGGGAUGCAUUGGUUGCUGCAUGGCUAUUGAGACUGUGGCACGACACGGCUGAGAGUAAACAAGCGAAAAGGCAAUUCUUUGAAAGCAUGACAUCACCAGAAGCGUAUCGGGAAAGCAUGAAGCCAUAUGUUCCGAGGCAGUGCAUAAUCAUGUGA
This is a messenger RNA of Aspergillus fischeri NRRL 181, 747 nucleotides long. RefSeq lists its product as uncharacterized. The coding region runs from base 1 to 747 and encodes 248 amino acids. The record is from RefSeq and is a predicted model, not a curated record. The transcript is spliced from 2 exons. Lineage: Eukaryota; Fungi; Ascomycota; Eurotiomycetes; Eurotiales; Aspergillaceae.